AUGUCAACAAAAGACCAGUCUUUCUGCCUUAAAACUCACCAGUACAAUGCCUUUGCUCUGAGAAUCCGAUGCAAGAAGGCCGUCAUCAUCGGCGUGAAGAAGGGCGGCACGCGGGCGCUGCUGGAGUUCCUGCGCGUGCACCCGGACGUCAGGGCCGUGGGCGCCGAGCCCCACUUCUUCGACCGCCACUACGAGCGGGGCCUCGCCUGGUACAGAGAAUUAAUGCCCAGGACCCUGGACGGGCAGAUCACCAUGGAGAAAACCCCCAGCUACUUCGUCACCAAGGAGGCACCCGCUCGUAUCUCCGCCAUGUCAAAGGGCACCAAGCUCAUCGUAGUCGUAAGGGACCCUGUAACCAGAGCCAUAUCUGAUUACACACAGACUCUCUCCAAGAAACCUGACAUCCCCACCUUCGAGAGCCUGACCUUCAAAAACAGGACUACGGGCCUGAUCGACACCUCGUGGAGCGCCAUCCAGAUUGGCAUCUAUGCCAAGCACCUGGAGAACUGGCUCCUGUACUUCCCCAUCGGGCAGAUCCUCUUUGUCAGCGGGGAGCGGCUGGUCAGCCGCCCCGCUGGGGGGCUGGGCAGGGUCCAGGACUUCCUGGGCCUCAAGAGGAUCAUCACAGACAAACACUUCUACUUCAACAAAACCAAGGGUUUUCCGUGCCUGAAAAAGGCUGAAGGCAGCAGCAAACCCCACUGCCUGGGGAAGACGAAAGGCAGGCCCCACCCCGAGAUAGACCAGGAGGUGGUGCAGAGACUGCGGGACUUCUACCGGCCUUUCAACAUGAAGUUCUACCAGAUGACUGGGCACGACUUCGGCUGGGACUGA
Molecule: messenger RNA, 834 nt
Organism: Alligator sinensis (Chinese alligator)
Lineage: Eukaryota; Metazoa; Chordata; Crocodylia; Alligatoridae
Product: heparan sulfate glucosamine 3-O-sulfotransferase 3B1-like
Exons: 3
Coding region: 1-834 (277 amino acids)
Molecular function (GO): [heparan sulfate]-glucosamine 3-sulfotransferase activity
Source: RefSeq, a predicted model, not a curated record